This is a messenger RNA of Pieris napi, 2642 nucleotides long. RefSeq names its product EGF domain-specific O-linked N-acetylglucosamine transferase (gene Eogt). Bases 206 to 1765 code for a protein of 519 amino acids. The transcript is spliced from 8 exons. Gene Ontology annotation, cellular component: endoplasmic reticulum lumen. NCBI's taxonomy places the organism in Eukaryota, Metazoa, Arthropoda, Insecta, Lepidoptera, Pieridae. The record is from RefSeq and is a predicted model, not a curated record. Gene Ontology annotation, molecular function: protein N-acetylglucosaminyltransferase activity.
UCAGUUCGCGACGUUGCCAUGCCAACUGGCAACCGCUUUGUUCUGUGAUGUUGUUUUUCUAUUUCAAUUUUUAACCACACUUCAAGUAUUUCAACUUUCAAAACAUUUUACGAUGGACAAGUUUUUUAGGCUACAUUUAUGAAUUACUUUAGAGCUAAGAGUGAAACAGAUUGUUUUAAUUACUUUAGUGCUGCUAUUAUCAACAAUGUUAUUAACAUCACUUAUUAUCCUUCUAUUCUGGAAUCACAAUGCAUCUUCCUUUAAUUUAGAAGAUAUAAAUUUGCCGUUGGAACAUAUCCCAUAUUUCUUUAAUUCAUUUCCUACUUACGCUGAAUCUUGUUCGAAGGACGUUAACUGCCCAUAUACGUCAUUACUUACUAAAGAGGCUUGCUGGGGCUAUGAUACAAGCAAUUGUAUAAAAAAUAAUUCUUAUCAUGUGCGCCCUCGUUGUCCUGGAGAUCACAAAGGUUGGGUUAAAACGAAAGAAGCUCAGUAUGAAACAUUUUAUACACAGGCAGACUUUGGUUAUAUAAAAGAACAAAUUGAUGAGCUUAUGGUAAUGUGUGAAGCUUCUGUACCUGAUGAUAGUUCUCUUGAAUGCUCAAAAUAUUUGAGGUUCUGUAGAGGGAGAAAUCUUAUGCUUAAUUUUACUGGGCUCAUUGGUCGUGGAGAUAAUUUAAGAUACAAAAUGGAUAUCUUGGGUCCUAGACAAAUUGGAGGUCAUUGCAAUUUUUAUGCAGACAGAUUAAUGAAGGAAGCUGAACACAUGAGUGCUCUGCAGUCUUGGGGCCCUGAGUUUAUUAAUUUUGUGAAAACUCCAGAGAGACCAAUUACUGACGGGAAGUGUGAUAUUGUUAUAGAAAAACCAACUUAUAUAAUGAAAUUGGAUGCAACUGUGAACAUGUAUCAUCACUUUUGUGAUUUCUUUAAUCUGUAUGCAUCUCUGCAUGUCAACUCGACCCAUCCAUCAACAUUUUCUAGAGAUAAUAACAUUCUCAUAUGGGAAACAUUUACAUAUACAUCAGCAUUUAAAGAUACAUUCAAAGCAUUCACAAUGAAUCCAAUAUGGGAUUUGAAAAGAUUCCGAGGCAAAGUUGCAUGUUUUAAGAAUGUUGUGUUUCCAUUAUUACCUCGCAUGAUUUUUGGACUGUAUUAUAAUACGCCUGUGAUAUAUGGCUGCGAAAGGAGCGGUUUAUUUCACGCUUUUUCAAAGCAUAUAAUACAUUCUUUAAAAAUACCAUUACAUGUACGUAAAAAUGAUAAAGUAAGAGUGACCAUACUAUCGAGAGGGACGACUUACAGGAGUAUUUUAAAUGAAGAAGAGAUAAUAAGAGAGUUACUCAAAGUGAAAGGGUACCAUGUGGAAAGAGUGGUGUACGACAGAAAUGCACCAUUUACAAAGCAAUUAGAGAUGACGCAUAAUACAGAUGUGUUUAUAGGAAUGCAUGGAGCAGGAUUGACGCAUUUACUGUUUCUGCCUGAUUGGGCAUCAGUUUUUGAAGUUUAUAAUUGCGAGGAUCCCAACUGUUAUUCGGAUUUGGCAAGACUUCGUGGACUUAAAUAUGUGACGUGGACGGAUAAAAAUAAAUUAGUACAACAAGACGAAGGACACGGGCCAGGCGGUGCGUCUCAUGCGAAAUUCACGAAUUAUUCGUUUGAUGUGAAAGAAUUUCUGAGAUUGGUGGAAAUAUGCGCCUCGUACGUGCGACAACGAGACGAUUUCAAGAAUUUUAUUCACGCAUCGGUUUCUCGCGAUGAAUUAUAGAAAUUGUGUAUUAGCUCUUCGAAUGUCUUACGUUUAUGAAACUACGGAAUAGAUGUAUGCGAAUUAUGUGAUUAAACUGAUUUAUAAAAAGAUUUCAUAGAUUUUGCAUACGCUUGAAAUGAAAUAGCAUUUAUAAUUAUCAAAGCGGUCUUUAUGAUGAUAACAAAGAGCUUAGUGAUUUUAAAAAUAUAUAAUUUUUGCAUUUGUUAAUAACGUUUUAGAUUUUGGAACGAACAUGUAAAAUUGAACUUUGUGUCAUAGAAAAUUGAACUUUAUAUCUUGCAUACAAAUGUUUUCCUUAAAAUCGACACGAAUUUUUAAAAAUUCUCGCAAAUACUUAGUACUUUAAUCAAUUCACAUAAAGUUCGUUACGUAUCGUUCAAAGAAUUCAAUUUCUAGAAAAAUGUUCUAGCAUAAUAACCUUAAUAUGUUUAAUUUAAUUCGUGCUUAGUAAUCUAUGAUAACACUGCGGUACUAAUUUGAAAAAUGCCAUGUUACUAGUGCCAAUAAAAAAAAUGUAUAUGUAUACUUAUACAUUCCGUUCACCUUAUGUGGACAUUCUAAAUAUUCUACAUUACUGAAUCUCUUCAUUUUACGAUCUGGGGGUUUGGAUAAAAACCCAUGGUGCGUGGAAUUCGUUUAUUCCUGCUGGAGUUCUUGCUCAUUAUCCGUAACCGCCAAUCUCAUGCUGCGCCUGAAGCACACUCGUUCUGAAAAAAAAACAACAACAAGCACUCAGAACACAGUAUACCCGCAGUAGACACAAGUCUUGUGACCACAGCACUGAAUUUAAGUUAGUAGUCCAGUCAGUCAAGACAAUUAAUUCAUUAUAAUUCCAAAAGUUUUCAAAUUUUGAUGUAAGGUCGGGAGUGGUAUU